AAAAAAUAGAAAAAUAAAAAAAAUAAAAAAUAAAAAUCAGCCUCUUUUUUUCUGCAUUAAUAACAAAAAAACCAGCGGUUUUAAUGAGAAAUUAUUAAUAAUAAUCAAAAGAAAGCAAAGCAAUGGAGAAAGCGCACAAUAGCUUCAACAAGAAUGGCCACAUUCCGACAAGCCCGAGGAAUAUUCCACCACCGGCGGUAUCUUUUAACGACGAUGCUUCCGACAACCAUCUCCACCAUUACACCGCCGACGAAGCGAAUCGGAUCUCGGAAGACGUUGACCGAUUCAUCUCCGUCAUUUCCGCCAUUGAUGACAAAUCUUCUUCCUCCCUGCCGGAGGUUCCCGAUUUCAUCAAAACCUAUUCGGAGAUCAUAGAAUCCAGAAUUACCAGGUCCCGGAAGAACGUCGCCGGCGGCGACGACGACGAGUUGUUCUUCAUCGAGUCCGUCCGGCGAAUCUCCAGGCUGACGAAUGCGCUGAGCGAGUUCUCGUCGGACGCGAGGGCGAAUCCGCCGUUGAAUCAGACGAGCGUCGCAUUGCAGCGGGCGAUGGUGUUUCUGGAGGAGGAGUUCCGAUCGCUGCUCGAGGAUUCCACCAGCGAGUGGGACCCGCAGAACGCGCACAACAUUCAGAAAUUCUCGUCGUUUAAUUCCAAGAGCCAGCAGGAAUACUCCGACCGGUGCGCCGCCCAGCGGGAGAUCGACACCGCGCACUCCGUCGAGUACCCGGCGUACUCGCCGGAGGACGUGGACAAGAUGCACGAGAUCGCGACGACGAUGAUCUCCGCCGGGUACGAGACGGAGUGCUGCCAGGUGUACUACAUCUCGCGUCGGAACGCGAUCAGGAACCAGAUGACGAAGCUGGAGCUCGAGGUGCUGCUCAACAUGGAUGACGUCGUAAAGAUGCCCUGGGAGACGCUGGAGACGGAGAUCGCGCGGUGGAUCAACGUGGUGAAGACGUGCUCGGAGACUAUUUUCCCCGGCGAGAAGAGACUGGGUGAAUGGGUUUUCAACGACCACCCGGAGAUCCGCCGCAGCUUGAUCAGCAACAUCCUCCGGGCGGUGGUGAUCCAGCUCCUCGACUUCGCGGAGGCCACAUCCAUGGCGAAGCGGUCGGCCGACAAGCUAUUCCGGUACCUCGACAUGUACGACGCGCUCCAGAAGCUGAUCGCGUCGAUCAGCGGCGAGUCCUACUCCGACGAGCUGACCGCGGAGGUAACCGCCGCGGUCGACCGGAUCGGAGAGUCUGCCGUGUGCAUAUUCUGCGAUCUGGAGAAUUCCAUCAAGAGCGACGCCGCUAAGGUGCCCGUACCCGGCGGGGCCGUGCACCCGCUCACGCGGUACAUGAUGAACUACCUGAAAUACACGUGCGAGUACAAAGACACGCUGGAAAGCAUAUUCGCGAAACACACGGAGCCGGAUAAAAAGUACACACCACCCCCACCAACAACAACAACAACCGCUUCUCUCUCCUCCAACGAUCUAGAGAGAGAAAGCGACAGCCCGCACAACUUCGAAACCGUUGCCAGCACGACGCCGUUUUCGAUGCAGGUAGUUAUGGUGAUGGACCUCUUGGACGCAAACCUGGAGCAGAAAUCGAGGCUCUACAAAGACCCAUCCCUCCGGUGCGUCUUCCUAAUGAACAACGGGAGAUACAUACUGCAGAAGGUGAAGGGGUCGCCGGAGAUCCGGCAGGUGAUGGGGGACAUAUGGUGCCGGCGGAGAUCGACGGUUGUCCGGCAGUACCACAAGAACUACCAGAGAGAAACGUGGAACAGGGUGCUGCAGUGCCUGAGCCACGACGGUCUGCUCGUCAACGGGAAGGCGAACAAGCCGCUGCUGAAGGAGAGGUUCAAGAUAUUCACCAACACAUUCGACGAGAUUCACCGCACGCAGAGCGCGUGGAUGGUGAGCGACGAGCAGCUUCAGUCGGAGCUAAGGAUAUCGGUGUCGGCCGUGGUGAUUCCGGCGUACAGGUCGUUCGUCGGGAGGUUCCGGCAGUAUUUGGACAGCGGGAAGCAAGCUGAUAAGUAUAUAAAGUACCAGCCUGAGGAUAUUGAGACUUUGAUUGAAGGCUUGUUCGAAGGCAAUAUUACUUCUAUGGCUAGGAGGAAAACUUAAUAUAAUAAAUAAUAUACCGUUUUUUUUUUCUUCUUCUUUAUUUCGUCUUAAUUUGUUUUUCUUUUUCUUUUAUUAUUUUUUAUUUAUUUUUCAGAAUUAAAACAUUGAGUUUUUAAUUCGAAUUGUUUUAGCACUUGUGGUUAUUGGAGGUUUUUUCCUUGACGUAAGUUAUUACCAUGAUAUGUCGUACUUGUGUCUUUUUUCGUGGUACAUAAUUUUGAAUGUUUUUUUUCUAUAAAACUCGAGCUUUGGUCAAGAGCCAACUAGAUAUUCUCUUUUUUUUUUUUCUCCUUGCGUGUUAGGGUCAUGAAUGCCUUUGGUUGGAGCCAUCGUGGCGCUUCCCCAAGGACCGUAUGCCUGCUCGGUCCCCUGCGGCUCCUCCCUUCUGCUCGGAAAUAUCGACAAGGAGCCGCUUUUGACUUGGCAUGUCUUUUAGGCGGCACACCUUAGUGGGCUUUGGUGGCUUUCGUUCUUCGGGCCGAGCUUUGGGUAGGCCUUAGGGGGUCUCGUCCCCUGGGUUGCAUCCAGUUCGGAUCCAUAUAUGUUUAUGUUACAUAUACAUGUAUACGUGCAUGAUUAUAUGUAAAUCAAAAAAAAAAAAAACUAUUAUCUAUAUUUGAAAGAAUUCAAUGUCUCUGAAUUCGUAUAAUUUAAAUACUUGUAUAAAAUCAGAGAUCUUUAAAUAAGGUAAACAAAAAUUUGUAUUGAGAAAGAUUGUGCAGCGGAAUAAAAAUAACACAAGUUUUAAAAUCAUUAUGUACAAGUAUAUAACUUGUGGAUGGUGUCUUCACAGGCUAAAAAUAGUAUUCAAAAGAAUACAAAUGAGAAGCC
This is a messenger RNA of Erythranthe guttata (spotted monkey flower), 2951 nucleotides long. RefSeq names its product exocyst complex component EXO70C1. The record is from RefSeq and is a predicted model, not a curated record. Gene Ontology annotation, cellular component: exocyst. Gene Ontology annotation, biological process: exocytosis. NCBI's taxonomy places the organism in Eukaryota, Viridiplantae, Streptophyta, Magnoliopsida, Lamiales, Phrymaceae. Gene Ontology annotation, molecular function: phosphatidylinositol-4,5-bisphosphate binding.